AUGAAAAUUACCGAUACCACAAACAACAUUACAGUGUCAAAAUGGAACGAUGAAAUAGUUACAAGUUUAAUACCAAACCUUAUCGUAACUUCCGUUUAUCUGGUUCUGGGGAUAUGUGGAAACGUCCUUGUUUUGUUUGUGUAUACGUUUAAGAUGAAGAAGCGAUCCGAUGAAAGAUAUUUCAUUCCUGUUCUAGCUGUAUUUGACCUAGUAGCAACAUUCUAUAUCGGAUCAUAUGACGUAUUUCAGUGUUUACACCAAGUUAACUUUUCAAACGAUAUAUUAUGUAAGGCAGCACAAUACUUUGUAGGAGUAAAUACUUUCAUGCCAAUCACAAUUUUGAUUAUUAUUGCAUUUCAACGGUAUGUCAAAAUAUGUAUGCCUCUGAAACAAGCAAUGCCACCCUCGAUGAAAAAAACGUUAUUGUCAUUUGCAAUAUUGCUAUCUAUAUUGAUUGCGUUACCAUUGCCUUUUGUAUACGGUGUGAUUCCUUUCCAGAGUACAGACAAAACAAUUACAGGAAUGCGAUGUGGAAGGAUUAAGAAGGGACGUGUUCUAAUAAGAAUUGUAUAUGCCGCUGUACUUGGCUUUUUUGCGAUUGUUAUAGUAACAACACUUAUUGUGCUCUAUUCUAGAAUUGGAUACGUUGUGUUCCGAAUUUUCAAAACUAAUAAACAAACUAGUACUAGCAGUCAAAGCGAGGACACAGAACAAGAAAAACAAGAUGAUAGCUGUAAUCAAGAGGGAGACACAAUUGAAACCACCUCUGACGAACAAAUUCCAGAAGUUAAGCAGAAUAGUGAGGAGGAAUGCUAUGUUAAAAGUCCUGCUUCGCCUGUGUCUGGAUCGCGAAAAAGAAGAAUAAAUAACCGUCGGAUUUCAUAUAAACUGACAUUCAUGUUUUUCGUUAUUACUGUUGUAUUUAUACUCAGUUAUAUACCGAAAAUAAUACUAAUGAUUAUCGAAGGGAUAUACAAAGACUUUUGGGAGACUAUACCAACCAGCACAAGAUCUGGUGCCAUGUUUGUUAACCAUAUAUUCAUUUUAAAUAACAUUGCAAACCCUUACAUCUAUGCUUUUAUGGACAAGAAGUUUCGCGAUGAAACAAAAACGUUUUUAAAACGUGUCUUUAGCAAGAUACAAUGUAUGUAAUUUAAUCUCUCAAGAACUAAAUUGAUACAGAAUUUAACAAAAGUUUGGUAAAGUAUGUGAUAUGAAUAUAAGAAGACGUGUAUGUCAAUUCACAUGUCAACAAUGACUUAAAGUAUGAACAUCGGACUUCGCUUGAACUGAAUUUAUUGUACGUAUGGUUAUGCGUUUACUUUUUUACAUUGGCUAGAGGUAUAGGGAGAGGAUUGAGAUCUCAUUAAUAUGUUUAACCCCGCCGCAAUUUUGCGCCUGUCCCAAGUCUCUGGCCUUUGUUUUUCUUGUAUGAUUUUUAAUUUUAGUUUCUUGUGUAUAAUUCGGAGUUUGGUAUGACGUCCAUUAUCAAUGUACUAGUAUGCAUAUUUUUUAAGGGGCCAGCUGAAGGACGCAUCCGGGUACGGGAGUUUCUCGCUACAUUGCAGACCCAUUGGUGGACUUCGGCUGUUGUCCUCUCUAUGGUCGUGUUGUUGUCGCUUUUACAUAUUCCCCAUUUCCUUUUUCAAUUAAAUACAAAUAAUUUUCCUGUUAUGUUAUAAUAUAUGCAAUAUAUCAAUUUAAGAAUAAUAGUGAAAAACAUUGCUAAAGAUGAAAACAACACGCUAUAAAUUGUAUG
Messenger RNA from Mytilus trossulus (common blue mussel), 1759 nucleotides. RefSeq names its product cholecystokinin receptor-like. Lineage: Eukaryota; Metazoa; Mollusca; Bivalvia; Mytilida; Mytilidae. Gene Ontology annotation, molecular function: G protein-coupled receptor activity. The record is from RefSeq and is a predicted model, not a curated record. Bases 1 to 1152 code for a protein of 383 amino acids. Gene Ontology annotation, cellular component: membrane. Gene Ontology annotation, biological process: G protein-coupled receptor signaling pathway. The transcript has a single exon.